GUGUGUGUGUGUGUGUAAAAUUGGUGGUCGAUAAUACUAUCUUUGUUUGUUUUUUGAGGGGGAGCUCAGUCUGUGCCCUCCCAUCUCUGCUUUUGGGGGUUGUAGAUGUGAAUCACUACACCAGGCAAGACUUUGACCCUUGAAGGAUCCAAGUCAGUUGCUCUGUAGGUCAGUACAGCCGGAUCCAUGGGUUUUCUGUCAUGACAUGCACUCUCUCCCGGGGGCUGUGAGAACAGAGUGUUGCGCUUCUGAUGUACCACAUCUGGAGCUCAGAGCUCAGGGCUCACAUUGGGAGUUGCUAGGUUUGAACUUUGCUGAAGGUUAGAGUCCCAGGAGUCUUGUGCUAAGAAUCAAAGCAAGCCAACCUGCUUGCCUGGAGCUUUCCAAGGUGCUUCCCAGCACCCGGGCCAUUUGAUGUAGUCACAUUAGAGAUGCUAAUGUCCUUUAUUCUGUGGUCUGUGACCAGCUGACUCCCCUUUCUUCCAAGAUCCCGGGGGUGGGGGGGGGUGGGGGGUGGAGUCUUUACCUUCACACAGAGGCAGACUUCCUUUCCCUCAGAGUCCUUCUCUGGCACGUAGUCGCUCUGUGUAUUCACGGGGGGCCACCUUCACACGCUGACCCUGCACACCUGCUUCUGAUGAUCCCCGUGCCCCCAAUCCAUAAACACUUGUCUCUAAUACAAAAUACCUCUGCCAGCUGCCUGCUUUCUUCUCCACAAAGCCUCUUUCUUUAAGGCUUCUUUAGCUUCUCUGAUCAUUUGAGGAGAAAGUUAAUUAUGUGGUAAUGCAUGUGUGACACUUGCUAAGAGCUCCUUCAGCAAAGACCUUGCAGCCCGUUGUCUGGCAGCCGCUGGCAUGGUAGUCACAGCUGGAGGGGCGGAGAGGUGAAGAACGCCAUCCCAGCAGAAGGCUCCUGGGAUUUUUCCAGAGAUAAUACAGCUUAUCUUGGGCCCUGUGGUGCAGUGUCUCUGAGGAGCGUUCUGUAGAUACUUAGUCUAGAAGAGUGUUUCCAACCUGAAGGUUACUUUGUUACUUUUUAUCAAUGGUUUCAGGCCUCUAUUUUCUUAGAGGACGGGGGCUUGUACCCAGGACCUCACCAGCUUCUCUGGUGCGCUCUACAUCCUGGCCCAAGAACACCAGCCGUUUUUAGUUUUCCUUUUGAGAGUCUCAAAGAGUUGACCAGACUGGCCUCAGAGUUAUGAUCCUUCUGCCUCAGCAAGAACCAUCACCCCUCAUUCUGUGUUUUCGUGGAUCACAGCUUCAAGGCCAUGUUCGUUUACAUCGGUAGUUCAGAAAGGAAACAGGGGUCGCCUGAACUGUUUCAAAUGGGAAAUGUCAUGCCGGAGACAGAAAAUGAUGGAAGAGGCUAAGAGGCAAACAGAUACUAGCCUCUUACCAUGCAGGAAUCGGUGCCCUAGGCAGGGGGGAGGAAAAAGGGAUGGUGGUCCCAGAGUCUGGGGUCACCAGGAAAGUCUCAAGGGGAGAGGGAAAGGGAGAGAUACUUGGGAUUCUCCGUUCUCCUGUCUUCUAACAUGCCAGCUGUGCUCCCAACAUGCCGUGGGCCAGCUGCCGUUGGGGCUUGUGGAGCCUUUGGAAUCUGCCAUAGUGAGCAGAGCAAGGCGAGAUGAGGUCAUCCCUCGAGGAUGGAUAGCUUUUUCCCAGUCAUCACCCCUGGAUCACCCUAUUCUUUUCUUUAAAACUCCCCCCACCAAAAAAAGGAAAAUAAAACAGAUUUAUUUUUAGUUAUAUGUAUGUGUGGGUACCACACUACACGUGUGUGUGUGUGUGGGGGUGCCCUUUGAGGCCAGAGGUGUUGGAUCUCCUGGAGUUGUAAGAGGUUAUGAGCUACAUUUUGGUCCUCUGCCAAAGCAGUAAACAGGAUUCACUGCUGAGCCAUGUCUCCGGCUCCUUGUCCUAUUCUUGAUUCUUAGUGUAGACUUUUUAAUCCAGCCUUUUUAAACAGAUUAUUUAAUUGGCAUGGCGACGCCAUCAUCCCUCUAGCCGUAGUAUUAACUGUGUUUUUUUUUUCUGUACUAUCCUGGAGAUGAUACUUAAGAACAACCACCACUGGAGCUGCUCAGUGCUAUUUGGAAUUCAUAAAUAAUAAUUAGGUUGUUAGCGGCUCUCACAGUUAACGAAGCACCUUCACAUACAACAGCCUGAGCGGCUCUCAUAAAAGUCUACGCGGGGUUAUUAUUGCUCCCGUUUUAUGGGAAAGAUUACCCAAGUCUUGGAGAUGCUAUACGCAUUAUGGAGAGCGGAGGCAACAUUUAAACUCUGGACUGUCCAGGUUCCAAACUCUAUAAUCUUUCCAUGACAUCCUGUGACUUAAUGCCAGAUGUCGCCCUUGUGGGCAUGGCAAGAUUUUUUUUUUCCCUCUGAGCUUGUUGGCUGAGUUUAGGAGAAGAGAAUACCUUUAAAUUUUGCAAACAUUUUGCUGUCUCACAAAUUAAAAUUACACUGGAUGUAGUGACCCAGGCUUACCUAGCAUGCCAGUCUGAAGUGCUGUGAGCCCCUAGGGAGCUGUAUCCUUGUUCUUCACACAUCGAAAUUUAGUUUGUCAGUGUUCGGUGUACAGCUGCGUGGAGCAGCCCACGCAUGACAGGAAGUGGAGAAAAAAAAAGACUUACGGUGUAGACAAUUCCCAUUUCCCCAUCUCCUCCGUGAGCGGGAGGGCACUCGGUGAGAGGAGAACGUGAGUGAACAGUUUCUUAGUGUCCUUGGCAUUUACUAAUCUGGCAACCUUACCCCAGGAUGGGCAGGAAUCCCAAAGUUUCAGGGGUGCUUGUGUGUGUGGGGGAGAGUGCUGGAGGAUGCUGAGGACAGGAGUCCAGAUGGCUCUGCGUGUGCCAUCUGUGCCCUGUGCCGGCCGUGGGGUAAUAAUUCCUGCACAGGUUCAGGGAAGGGAAGAGGGCCUUGGAAAGGAUUCCCAGAGGCUGUCAAGGCCUGAUCCCACCCAGGUUGUUUCUGGGGCACAGAGGACCGGCCUGGCCUCCAGUGAAAGCUGGGGUUGAUAUGUGUGGUUUCACUUGGUUUUUCUGAUUGUCUGUUUUCGCCAGUGAACAUUCAGAUCUGACCAGGAUGUUAAGUGUCCCUUCGGGAUGGGUAAGCACACUAGGAGGAAACCGAAGAGGGGGGAGCCAAAGGGGGUCUGCACUGUCGGCAGAGGUCUGAGGGUGGCAUGGAAAAUGAGGAGGUUCGUGGCAGCAUGGUGCUGCUGGCCCAGGGAGAGGCUGAAGAGCUGCCCUGUGGUCCUUCUUGCGGGUAUCCAGGCAAGGAAGGAGCAGAUGGAACGCUGGACCAGGUGCUUGCUUCCCGUGGGGGCGGAGGAGGACAGGGAUGCCCCUGGGCUGUCAGAUCUCACACUUGGAGGAUUGUCCAUUGGGGUGUGGGUGUGUGUGUGGGGGGGACGACUCCCUAGUUACUCACCCUGGAGCUCAGAAGGGGGAACAGGGUUGCUCUCAGUCCAGUCCAUUUGGAACCCUGGAGAUAACCAGUGUUAUCCCGGACCUUUGGUCCCCUGACUAUUGUGCAGGUGAUGCCGUCGCCUCCUCAUCGGAGACUUCUGUUGAUGGCUGUAUCACUCCAAGCCUCCCCUGACUGCUGGUCUUUCUGCACUAGCCAGAUAAGAGGGCUAUAACUGCACUUCAGAACUUUUUAAUCUAGCCAAAGAUUGCUUUUGCAUUUUCUCAAGGUUUUUUUUUUUUUUUUUUUUUUUUUCCUUGUCCAGGUGAAAAUCUGAACAUCCUUUUUGGAAGGGCCACAUUUAAAUGAGCUAACCAAUGUGAUGGACAUAUUUCUGAAAGCCUUCUUUCUUUUUUUUUUUUUUCUUUCUUUUUUAAAUUGUUGUUGUUGUUGUUUUCUGAGGCACAGUUUCUCUGUGUAGCCCUGGCUGUCCUGGAACUCACUCUGUAGACCAGGCUGGACUUGAACUCAGGGAUCUCUCUGCCUCUGUCUCCCGGGUGCUGGGAUUGAUGGCGUAUGCCACCAUCGCCUGGCCUGAAAGCCUUCUUUCAACAAGAUAAUUAAUAUUUCUAAGUCCAGAGGCUACAGUCAGUGUUUGUAUCCUAGUGUAUAAGGAUAGAACUUUGCCCGUUCAUUCAUUCAUUCAUUCACGGCAUGUACCUCGAGCUCAUGUAUGCAUCAGGCAGAAAUGAGCUUCAUAGAGGAAAACUGCAGAAUGGCAAAGCACAGGAAACUGUCAGUGACCUCAGGCCUGGGACUCAACCAAGUCCUUUGCAUCUCCUGUCCUGCCCCUUUGGGGUUUCAGAGGUCAGCCACCUGCCCAUUGAAUGGCAGAGGCAAAAUGAAAAUGAGUUCUUGCCCAUGGGGUCAGCGGAAGGUCGAAGGCGCUGGCUGAGCAGAGAGACUUGAAUAAUCUGUGGUUUUCUACCUCCUUGCAGCUGUGGGUCCUUCUUCCCCGGGCUGAUCAGCCAGCCCUCUCGGCUAACCUGUCUUUCUCAAUUUGUCCUGGUCUCUGUCCGCAGUGCCGCGCUUGAGAUGGAGUUCCUGCCCUUUUGGCUCUGCCUGGGUUUUCCCUUCUUGGUUGUGGAAUGGAGGCAUGGAGGAGGGGCGGCCGCUGCAGCUUCCCAAGGAGGCUGCAAGGUGGUGGAUGGAGUCGCUGACUGCCGGGGGCAGAACCUUGCCUCGGUACCCAGAAGCCUCCCAUCACAUCCCCGGAUGCUCAUUCUGGAUGCCAACCCUCUCAAGGUCCUGUGGAAUCAUUCCUUCCGGGCCUACCCACGCCUGGAGAACCUCAGCAUGCACAGCUGUCACCUGGACCGUAUUGGCCACUACGCCUUCCAAGGGCAGGGCCGCUUACGCAGCCUGGGCCUGGCAGACAACCGCCUCUCCGAGAACUACAAGGAGACGGCGGCAGCCCUCCACACCCUGUUAGGACUCCGGAGCCUGGACUUGUCCGGAAACUCCCUGACGGAAGACAUGGCAGGCCUCAUGCUCCAGAACCUGUCCUCGCUGGAGGCUGUGUCUUUGGCAAGGAACGCCCUCAUGAGGCUCGAUGAGUCUGUCUUUGAGGGCCUGGAGCACCUCAGGGAGCUGGAUUUGCAGAGAAACUAUAUCUUCGAGAUUGAGGGUGGUGCUUUCGAUGGCCUGACUGAGCUGAGGCGUCUCAACCUUGCCUACAACAACCUCCCGUGCAUUGUGGACUUCAGGCUCCCGCAGUUGCGGUUCCUCAACGUCAGUUACAACAUCCUGGAGUGGUUCCUGGCAGCCAGGGAGGAGGCAGCCUUUGAACUGGAGGUCCUGGACCUGUCUCACAACCAGCUGCUCUUUUUCCCUCUCCUGCCCCAGUGCGGCAAGCUGCAUACCCUCCUGCUACGGGACAACAACAUGGGUUUCUACAGGGACCUCUAUAACACCUCCUCACCACAGGAGAUGGUAGCCCAGUUCCUUCUUGUGGAUGGCAACGUGACCAACAUCACCACGGUCAACCUCUGGGAAGAGUUUGCCUCCAGCGACCUGUCGGCCCUUCGCUUCCUGGACAUGAGCCAAAACCAGUUCUGGCACCUGCCGGACGGCUUCCUAAAGAAAACCCCAUCCCUUUCCCACCUGAACCUCAACCAAAAUUGCCUGAAGAUGCUCCACAUUCGGGAGCAUGAGCCCCCAGGGGCACUCACUGAGCUAGAUCUGAGCCACAACCAGCUGGCCGAGCUGCGCCUCGCUCCGGGGCUCACCGACUGCCUCAGGAACCUCCAGGUGUUCAACCUGAGCUCCAACCAGCUCCUGGGAGUCCCCACAGGCCUUUUCGACAACGCCAGCCACAUCACUACAAUUGACAUGAGCCACAAUCAGAUCUCACUCUGUCCCCAGGUGGUGCCCUUAGACUGGGCGGGGCCCUCCAGUUGUGUGGAUUUCAGAAACAUGGCCUCCUUGAGGAGCCUGUCUCUGGAGGGCUGUGGCCUGAAGGCAUUACGAGACUGCCCAUUCCAGGGUACCUCCCUCACUCAUUUAGACCUGUCUAGCAACUGGGGGGUUCUGAAUGGAAGCAUCAGCUCUCUCUGGGCUGUUGCCCCCACGUUGCAGGUCCUGGCGCUCAGGAAUGUGGGCCUCAGUUCCGGCACGGCAGAGAUGGACUUCUCUAGGUUUGGGAAUCUGAGGGAGCUGGAUCUUUCAGGAAAUUCCUUGACCAGCUUCCCAAGGUUCAGCGGCAGCCUGGCCCUUCGGACUCUUGACCUCCGCAGAAACUUCCUCACAGCCCUUCCUCAGAGGGCUGUGUCUGAGCGGCCACUGAGGAGUCUGCAGGCCAUCUACCUCAGCCAGAACCCUUACGAUUGCUGCGGGGUAGAGGGAUGGGGGGCCCUGCAGCACUUCAAGACCGUGGCGGACUUGGCCAUGGUCACUUGCAACCUCUCUUCCAGGAUCAUCCGAGUGGUCGAGCUGCCCGAAGGCGUGCCCCGGGACUGUAAGUGGGGGCAGGUGGACACUGGCCUGUUCUACCUCGUCCUCAUUCUGCCCAGCUGCCUCACCCUGCUGGUGGCCUGCACCAUCAUCUUCCUCACUUUUAAGAAGCCUUUGCUUCAGGUCAUCAAGAGCCGGUGCCACUGGUCGUCCAUAUACUGACCUACGUGCCCAGGCCGGAAAUUUGAUCUGUGCACGUAAGGAUGCUUUUCUGUGACGGGUUGUCACAUCUGCAGCGGCCGGGUGUGACACAUCGAAGGUUAAAUUAAAAUUUAAAAAAUUUCCAUCUUCAGUCCCAUUAAGUUCUUCUCCCACCCUUGUGAUUUAUCCUCAUCAUCCUGGUGAAAUAUUUAUUAAGUGACAUUCUGUUAGAAUAAAAGGCGCAGCUCAUAAAUAUAUAUUUUUUAAAUCAAA
Molecule: messenger RNA, 6830 nt
Organism: Peromyscus maniculatus bairdii (prairie deer mouse)
Lineage: Eukaryota; Metazoa; Chordata; Mammalia; Rodentia; Cricetidae
Source: RefSeq, a predicted model, not a curated record